Molecule: messenger RNA, 1999 nt
Organism: Salvelinus sp. IW2-2015
Lineage: Eukaryota; Metazoa; Chordata; Actinopteri; Salmoniformes; Salmonidae
Source: RefSeq, a predicted model, not a curated record
AUGGAUGGAUCUCUGAGAGGCCUGGACACCAGGCCUAUGGAAGAGGAGGAGGAGGAGGAGGAGGAGGAGGAAGAGGACACCAGUACGGUGGAGCCUCAGCUGGGAGGAGUAACGGAGAAGACUAACGGUCGCUCCUCACAAAUCCUCUACGUGAUAACAUCCAGUCCUGGUAAACCGGACCACAACAUGCCAGGUCAGUGGGUCGGACCCAACGGUACCAACGGAUACACCUCUAAGUGGACCAUCUACACUCUGGCUGCUCUCCUGACUCUGACAGUCAUUGUCAUGGUGACCAAACUACUGCUUCAUGUCACAGUCAAAUCUCCCAACAUCCCGACCAUCAGUGGUUCAGAGAGCUGCAGCGGUCAGAGUUCUGGGUCUGAGCCCUGGAUCAUCCUUUACCAGCCCUCCACCAUCUCUCUUUUCAAGAAAAAGCUAAAGAACCACCACGGAGACCUCAGCCCUCUGGUGGGCAACUAGGGAACUGCAGUCUGGUAUACUACCGCCAUCACUACUGAACCCUGUACCAGGGCCUACCGUACCAGAGCUAGCAACAGAGCUGGCCGCCCCAAACCAAUGAGACUCCAUGGGGCACUGAGCUACAAAGCUAACAUGCUAACUAAUGACUGAUUCACUGACUCACUGAGAGACUACUACCAAAAUGGUCCAGACAGGGCUGUCUGUGUCUGCUGUGUACRAGGCAGGAGAGGAGAGGAGAUGUACAAACAGCUCAAGGUGGACAUUUUACUGCAGGGCACUCAUAUUCUUGGGGUUCUACUUCCAUUGUCUCUCCAUGGAUAUCUGAUAGAUUAUUGAAGUCGUCCUCUAAAGACAAGGGUUGGCUGGGGCCAAAUCAGAUUCCAGUUUCCACUGGACUCCUCCAGAAUGCAGGUCUUCCAUUGUAACUGUUUCCAAGUGGGGCACAAAAUGACAGACUACGCAUCUCUCCUCAUUUAAUAAUCUGCGAACAAGAAAGGGAGCCAUGCAUAUUCCCUGUCAGUGACUGUAACUGGUGUCUCACAUAGAAAAAGGGGGUUGAAUCCUGAUCGUUAUCAAGGGACGAGGACACCAACCCCGUCAUAUUACGGUACAUUUAACUCUAACUCAGUUAUGUAAGUACAAUUAAUACCACUAUGGACAAUCGGCAGUUAUUGAACCACAACAGCCAGCUAAGCCUGAAAGGGAUCCCCCUUUCCUCUCAGACAGCAAUGAGUUACCUGUAACUAUGGUGUGUUAUGUAGGCCAGUGUUUGAUAGAGAGAGAGAGAAGAGAGGUGAUUUACCUGUUCUAUCUGGAGCCAGGAGAAUGGAUAGCAUGAGUAAGUCAUAAAGAAAGAACGUGUGUGCAGCUGCUGCAUAUGUCUGGAUUGAAUAACCAAAUCAAAAAAAAGAAGACAUGCAUACAGAGAACAAAAUAACACUUCCUCACUCUCUCUCUAUGCCACGCUGCCUCUGGAGGAAACCAUGUCAGAAGUCUCUCCAAUGACUUGGGGUGGAUGGAGGGGGAGAGGGAAGUAGGAAGAGGGAAGUAGGAAGAGGGAAGUAGGAAGAGGGAAGUAGGAAGGAAACAGAAGGAGAAGAAAGGUAGAGGAGGGUGGGGUGUAAUUUAACAACUGCCGUUUUAAGGUCCCGAACGGUCAUACGGAUUCCCAUGUAAAAUAGCCUUUUGAGUGAUUAAAUAUGAAUAUCACCAAUAAUAUUUGUGGGGGGAUCGAAACACUUGCGGAUGGCUAACGACGAGGAAGUUUGAAACGCCUGUGUCAAGCAACGUGAAUACAGUGAGCAGUGUUGCAGUAACAUCAUCUCAAGCUAAUUUGGUGAAACACAAAACAACAUUGACAUUGCAUCAAUUAUGUUAAUUUUUUUGCACAUCUCCCGUUUGUCUCUUGUCUCUUGUGAUGCGAUCCACAGCAGAACUGACGRUUGUGUUGACAUGACAACUACAUCAGAGUUUUGAGCGUUCCAUGCUGGCUGAAAACCUAGCUAGCCAUUAACUAGCU